Periconia digitata is the source of this 1734-nucleotide messenger RNA. The record is from the annotation of a GenBank genome assembly. NCBI's taxonomy places the organism in Eukaryota, Fungi, Ascomycota, Dothideomycetes, Pleosporales, Periconiaceae.
AUGCCUGACAAAGCUGGUUGGCGGAGGAAGAAUAAGGCUCGGCCCAAGGAGUUGAAUCUGAAUGUCGAUACUGCGCGUCCAUCCGUCGAGAGCGGUCGCCCAUCUUCAAACUGGUUGAGGAAUAGCCGUCCAGGCACGCCAUUGAGCGCAACCGCCACUGAUGACGCCCGCAGCGAGAAAUCCGUAGAAACCCUCACUCCCCGGCGCGCAACGAGGCCGAAGAUCUCUCACUAUCUCUCCGGUAUUCCACAUUUAAAAGAUGAUAUCGACCCCGACUUUGCAGACGAAUGGUGGAACGAAAUUGAGCCGCUGCCGGUGGAGCCUCCGGUCGACCCCCAGACUGCGAUGCAGUUAGUAUCAAAAUUCAUGCACCAACAGCCACUACAGCCGAUUCCUGUCAGCAUGUACAGCAAUAUCUUUCGCAUCUUCGAGGAUUACCGAAAGGUCAAAGAGGAGACCGGUGAAAGCAGCCACAGAUUGCACGAAGCCUUGCAAGCCCACGAGGAAGCGGAAAGUGCUUGGGUUAAGACUGAAUCUCAGUACCAGGCUGAAAUCAAACGGCUUGAGCUCCUUAUUGCGCGUGGGACCGCUGGAUUGACUGGACUCGUACAUGCAAGACAAGGGAGUGUCGUGAAGAAAAAGCGUGGAAACCUCCAUAAAUUCUUCAAAAAAUCAAUUGCAGCAUUGUCUUUGGAAUUACCGCCAGCCCAAUUGGAUGCAGAGAUAAGAUCCAGAAGCAAGAAAGUACUUCUACAGCGGCCAGUUUCGCCUUCACGUCAAAUGGCUGUCUUAUCGAAACAGCUUACCAUGUCUGGAUACGCGGAUGAUCUCCAUAUUGGCACUCCACCCUCAAAAAGAACUGAUGUGAGCUUAUCGCGGAGGGUCAAGAGCGAAUUGGACUUGAUUAAGAUGAGCGGUGCCGUGUCAGAAAGCGCCGCCCUGGAAAACGUCGGAAAUACGAUACAUUUCGAUACUGCAAGCUCAUCAUCAUCAUCAUCAGGAGAUUCCGAAUUUGAGAUAGCUGGCGACCUGUUGCCAGAUGAGAUGGAAACGGAAGUUGGGCCAAGCUUCUCUCUUUUGAACUCUACGAUUGACAAAGAAGCUUUUGUUGCUCUCCAAGAACUCGGGGUUCUUGUAGCAAACAAGCAAGGUCUUGAUCCGCGAGUUUUCAUCAAUGGGUUGAUGCAACUAUUGGAACCAGAUCAGCCCCAAUUCAAUGUUAUAGAUGAUAUCAACCCGACAUAUAUCGAUACGAUGGAGCACGACAUGAACAAAAGUAGCACGCAAGAUUCCUCGAUCUCAAACUCCCAACUAGAAGAUGCUCGCUCUCGCCCACGGCUAGAUUCUGAUGAGAGAUGCCGCCGUGGUCGUCAUUUCUCUUUUGAGCCCGGCGAUGAUACGACGUAUCCUAUGACGAGGAUGCAACCACCACGAGACGGCUCUCAGAAGCCCCAGCUUUCUAACAGAUCGGUUUUGUCAGCGGCUGUGUCGGAUCCCAGGAGAGUAUCUAAGAUACCUAGUCCCAUACACCGCCCUGGUCUGUCGAACGUACGACGUGAAGGUUCACUGUCGAGUUUCCACUCGGGCAGUAAUAAGAUAAACGAUGACGAACGCCGUGACUCUAGGUCAUCUGUACUGACAGCAUUUCGAGACCAAUCUGGUGACGACCAGAAUCUCCAGCUGAGUAGCUCGGAUGAGACUCUAUCUGUGACUGGUAGGACGAAAGAGAACUAA